AGAUUGAAUUGGAUUUCAAUUAAAUUUUACAAUUUAAUUUCAAAAUACUUCUAAAACCAAUGUCAAUAACUAUUGGUCAACCGUUCAGAUUGUAUAGUUGGUAAUUUGGUAUAUUUGCAGGGUUUGUAUUUAGGGAUAUUGGGUCGAAUGCGCAUUAGGCAUAGAUGGUGUAACAGGUUACAGGUAUAGGAGGACAAAAGUGGAGGAAUGUCACCAACCCCCACUUACUCCCCAACAAGAGACGAGAGUGUGGGGAAUGGGCUGUUUGUGUAGGAUUAGUGUAUGUCAUUACCAUUGCCAACCCUCACAGCCACUUUGUAUCUUCCUCUUAUUUCCCCAUUUAGGUCUCUCCUCUGGCUUUGGUGGACUAAUUUAAUAUACUUCUGGAUACUGACUGACAUUUUAGGUAUAUUAAGAGCUUCACCAAACCAAAACUCUAAAACCCUUAACUGGUUUGCGUUUUUUCAGUGCCAAAACCCAGCAAAUUUAGGGAGUCCCUUCACUUGGAGGACACAAUACUCAAAAGGGUCAUCUUCUUCUCAGCCAUAUUUGUGUAUCCAUUGCAAGUUUUUUUUAUUUUUUUAUUUUUUUUUAUGUCUGGUUCUGAUAUGUUAUGACACUGUUCAAUGCAAGAAGACGAGUGUGGUUUUUGAGUCUUGGUUGAGGUUUCUGAGGACCCAUCUGGUCAUUUGGACUGGUGGGUCUGGUUCAUCUUCCAAAAAUCUCAUCUGGGUAAUCCAUUGUUUGCUCAAUUAGUGUGAUGGUAAAGUGGGUUUGGCAAUAGCAAAAUGCCUGGAGUGGAAUUGACUUCUAGACUCGAGUGUUCUAAGAGCUUCCCUGAUAGACAAGAACUUGAGGAAGAUAGCUCAGACCAUUCGAUCGAAGCUUCUCGCCAUUUAAAGUUGGAUACGGGGCACUUGAAUGAUUGCGUCAAUACCAAGAAGAAUGAGUCUCCCAAUGCUGAAGUUCAAAGUGCUUUGAGGCAAGAGAUUCUACAACUUGAGAAGAGAUUACAGGACCAAGUUGGUGUCCGCCAUGCUUUAGAAAAAGCACUGGGUUUUAGGUCUUCCUCUCAUGACAUAACAGAUGAAAUUUCAAUGCCUAAGCCGACUACCGAACUGAUCAAAGAAAUUGCAGUACUGGAGUUGGAAGUUGUACAUUUGGAACAAUAUCUUCUCUCUCUGUACCGGAAAACAUUUGAUCAACAAGUGUCAUCCAUAACACCAUGUACGAAGGACGAAAGAUCAAAAUCACCGCUAAAUACCACAAGAGGAAGGCACCUAGAAGUUUCCAACUCUGAUGUGACAUUAAAGAGGGAGAAUUCCACAGUUAAUGCUAGCUAUCAGUCACUUUCUAAUUCCUGGAACAAAUAUAAUAAUAUAGGAGCAGAAAAGAAUCUAUUAGAUUCCUUUGCUCACCGCUGUCACUCAUCACUAGCACAAAGUUCAGCUCUAGCAACUAGAAGUUCUCCAGCGGAGCCUCUGGGUAAAGCUGUUCGUGCCUGUCAUUCCCAACCUGCGUCCAUGAUGGAGUAUGCUCAGAACGCUUCUGCAAAUGUAGUGAGUCUGGCAGAGCAUCUUGGUGCCCGCGUUGCUGAUCAUGUUCCAGAGACUCCUAACAAGCUUUCUGAGGAUAUGAUCAAGUGCAUGUCAGCUAUAUAUUGCAAGCUUGCUGACCCCCCUUUGACCAAUCAUGGCCUAUCAUCUCCCACUUCAUCUUCAUCACCAUUGAGCACAAUUUCUCCAAAAGAACAUUGCGAUAUGUGGAGUCCAGGGUUUAUGAAAUCAUUUGAUGUACGGUUAGAUAAUCCCUUCCAUGUGGAAGGAUUGAAGGAAUACAGCGGACCUUACAGUGCAAUGGUUGAAGUGCCAUGUAUAUACAGAGACAAUAAGAGAUUGGGUGACAUUGAACAAAUGUUACAAAAUUUUAGGUCACUUAUCUGUCGAUUGGAAGAAGUAGAUCCCAGGAAGAUGAAACAUGAGGAGAAGCUAGCAUUUUGGAUUAACGUACACAAUGCAUUGGUGAUGCAUGCAUUUUUGGCUUAUGGAAUUCCACAAAACAACGUAAAGAGAGUCUUUCUACUCUUGAAAGCUGCCUAUGAUGUUGGGGGUCACAUUAUAAGUGCAAACAUGAUACGAAGUUCCGUCCUUGGUUGCCGCAUAUCUCAUCUUGGAAAGUGGCUUCGCUUGUUACUCUCCUCUAAGACAAAACUCAAGACCGGAGAUGAGCAGCAAGCAUAUGCAAUUGAUCAUCAAGAACCCCUUUUAUACUUUGCACUUUGUUCAGGAAGCCAUUCUGAUCCGGCGGUUCGUGUUUACACUCCAAAGAGAGUAUUUCAAGAACUGGAGGCUGCAAAGGAAGAAUACAUCCGGGCUACCUUUGGGAUUCGAAAUAACCAGAAAAUCCUUCUACCAAAGAUUGUAGAGUCCUUUGCAAAGGAUUCAGAUUUGUGUCCAACUGGUUUGAUGGAGAUGAUCGAACAGUGUUUGCCUGAAUCUACAAAAAAAUGUAUUAAGAAAUGUCGGCUAGGGAAGUCUCGGAAGAUCAUCGAAUGGACUCCUCAUAAUUUUGCUUUUCGGUAUCUUAUUUCGAAAGAGCUGAUGCAAUAGAUUAUGGAGCCAGACAAUGGAGGAUAGUUUUGGCCUACUCCUUUUUGUUGAGUGUAAUCCCAUUUUUCUUGUCAGGCAAUCUGUAGUUACCUUUGAUCCUGUUCUGUCUUGGAAGUAAUAUGCACUUUUUGUGUAAAUAUUUAGGGCUUAUUUGGUUUAGUUUUCAGAGAAUUGUGCAGACCUAACUUUUUUAAAUGAGUUUCGAAAAAACAGUCAAAAGAGAAAAAAUGUGACAUGACGAAAAUGUACUAGCUUUAGUAUACCAUUGGACAUAACCACCAAUUUGUUAUCUAUCUA
This is a messenger RNA of Cornus florida, 2906 nucleotides long. RefSeq lists its product as uncharacterized. The transcript is spliced from 13 exons. Bases 789 to 2609 code for a protein of 606 amino acids. NCBI's taxonomy places the organism in Eukaryota, Viridiplantae, Streptophyta, Magnoliopsida, Cornales, Cornaceae. The record is from RefSeq and is a predicted model, not a curated record.